ACCACCAGAAAUGAAACUGAAAAUAUUUAAUUGUCCCUUGCCAUAGCUUUCAAGAGAACAUGGAUAUGGCUGCAGCAAAUGAACAGAAAACACAACUGUGCAGCAACUGCAAAAAGGAUAUUCUUGUAACUAACUUCACCAUCCAUGAGGUCCACUGUAAUAGAAAUAUUAGCCUGUGUUGUUUCUGCAAGGAGUCUGUGCCUAAAUCUGAAAUGAAAAUCCACAUUGAAUCUGAACAUGUGCAGGUUACCUGUAAGUGUAAUAUGAAGAUGGAAAAAAGUCACCUAGAGGAUCAUAAGGCAUCAGCAUGCCCUCUGCGUCUUGUAAUGUGUCAACAUUGUGAGAUAGAACUUGCAUUCAAUAAACUUCAGGAUCAUGAGGAUUACUGUGGAACUAGGACUGAAACAUGUAGCGAAUGCGGUCACCAUGUAAUGGUAAAAGAUUUGAAAGAGCACCCUCAAGUUUGUGGAAAGGUGAAAGAAAAGAGAGCUAGUCAAGCAAUGUCACAUAACUAUGAGGCUGAUGCUGCAAAUCUGUGUGCCUUUCAAACAAUCAGAAACAUUCUGAAGUCAGACAACUAUGUUGAGCCUUUACAGAGGAUGUACGGGCCAUUGGAAGGCCAAUUUAAUAGCCGCUUUGGAGAAGACCAGACUUCUAAGAAUAUUAACAGAAGAAAUGCAUCUGCAAUGCAGAGAGAUCAACCUCAAGGGCAUGAACUGGACCUGCUGGAGAGGAAUAAAAACACAGCAUCCUCUCUUUAUGGAGAGCUAAAUUCUGACUUAGACUAUAUGUUAGCCCUUCGACUGCAACGUGAGAAUAAUCCCUGCAACAGUAUUGCAGCUGAAAUUCACCAUGAUUUCUGGAACAACUAUGCUAAAGAAUCAGAGUCAUCUGAGUAUCUCAGUGGAACAAACAAAUCAGAUACUUUCUCUCCUGUCCCUUUGUCUAACACUUCAAAUCAGCUAAAAAAUGAUGAGAUCAUGUUACCAUGUGAAUUUUGUGAGGCCCUCUACCCUGAAGAAGACCUGAUUCUCCAUGAGACAGGCUGUAACCCAGCAAGUGCCUUUGCUUCAUUCAGUAAACGAAGUUCCUCACCAAGUCAACAACAAGAAUGCAACAGACCUGCUAAAGAUUUCUUAAACCAACUGCACAGCGGCAAAUCUACAUAUUCUCUGCAGCAUAAAGCUGUACAGACAGAAGGGAGUAUCAUCAUUCCAUGUGAAUUCUGUGGAGUUCAGUUAGAAGAGGAAGUACUCUUCCACCACCAGGACCAGUGUGACUUACGCCCAGCCACUGUCCGCCUAGGGGAAUCAUGGCAACCAUUGCCACACAAAGACAACUUGAAGAGAUCCGAAUCGCCAGACGUUAGAAGACGCAUCAGGCAUCAAGGUGAAAUCUUAUCUGGAUACCUAGAAGACUUCAGGCAGCAGAGAUUCACCCAUGAAAUAGGAGUAAGCCAAUCACUAAAUAACUUGGAAGCUGCCAGAAGCAUACCAUUGGCCUCUCUUAGUUCGGUAAGAGUGAAUGAUGCUCCGACCCAAGGGAAGUCCAGCAACUUAGCUUGUAAUGAAGGAAGACUGAGAAACAGAGGCACCUCUGAAUCUGGAGGAGGUCGUCCUAUGUCACUUGUGCAACCCCCUCAAAACUUCCACUCCGAAAGCUAUGUGCCGACUUUCCAAGGGAGGUCUCCCCCACGACCAAGUGUGAGAAACGAAGCAAGCCGAAAUCCUAGGAUGGGAAAUGUACCUGUCAAUUUCAGAAACCGGAGAACAAAGGCAAAAUCCCAGAGACCAGAGUCUGGCCAUCAUGAGGAAGAAUAAUGUAUCCUGGAUGAAGCACAUUUAGCACUUGAGACUUUUACUAUGCACUAUAUAAUACUUAUUUAUCCCAGCUCAAGUAUUUGCUAUGUUGCCACCAUCAAUGAAGACUCUUAACUUUUUAUUUUUUUUAGGCAGUGACUUUUAAAGGGAACCAAACUACUAAAGUUUGUAGAAGCAGCUUAUAGUAUAGCUGCUCUAUAGAAAUGGUAGAGUAAAUUUUAUAUUGUUGCUUAUUUGGGUAAUCUAAACUGGCAAAAUCCUAAAUCAGUUCUUGGAGGCGAAACCUAUUCUUUUUGUUAUCUGCUUGUUUGUGUUAGAGGGAUUUUCUUCUACUGUGCUAGCCCUUGACUUGGCAAUGUGCAGCAGAAGUAAUCUAGUGAUGAAACAAAGUAAAUAAAUGAAUAGGUUCUAUCUGAGCAGUAAACCUGUUAAACAUAAAACAAUCAAACUACUCAAGAGGAAGAGCCUGCCCUGGUAGAUUAUGGUGGGCUUCAGUACUUGUCUGACUACUUCAGUCAGAUUC
Messenger RNA from Pelodiscus sinensis (Chinese soft-shelled turtle), 2343 nucleotides. NCBI's taxonomy places the organism in Eukaryota, Metazoa, Chordata, Testudines, Trionychidae. The record is from RefSeq and is a predicted model, not a curated record.